AUGCGAGAGCCGCCUGAAGACGACUGGUCCUCCUCUGGCAGCGAGUCGCCGCCUCCAAGGCCAGCGCCAGCGCCAGCUCCAGCACCCCAUCAACAGCAUCAGCAGCAUCAGCAGCAUCAGCAUCAGCAGCAUCGUGCGCAAGCGCCGCCGCCAUCGAGGCGUCAAAGCAUCGCCAACCGCCUGCUGGGGGCCGUCCAACAGGUUCGCAAGGACAACAAGGAAAAGACCAAGAAUGAGCCGCAGCCAGCGCAAGCCAAGCGGCGCGCAUCCGUCGCCGCCGACAAGACGUCGCCCAUGAGCCGCAUCCGCACGUGGCUGGACAACUGCAACGAACAGCACGACUAUCACUGUUGCGCCGAUGACGAGGACAUGGACGCCAACACCUUCCACCCCGUCUAUCUCGUCGACUCGGCUGAGCGCUGCUUGGUCAAGGCGAAGCCGCGGGAUCGCUACCUUGCCCUGAGCUACGUCUGGGCGCCACUGGGCCAACGGCGCGGAGGACCCAGCGAGGUGGUUCAGCUGCUCAGAUCCAACGUUGAAGAAUAUCAGUCGGUGCUCCCCGAAGUGGAAAUGCCAGAGACUAUUCUCGAUGCCAUGUAUCUGGCAAGGAAACUGGGCUUGCGCUACCUGUGGGUCGAUCAGCUGUGCGUCGUCCAAGAUGAUGAUGUCGACAAGGACAACCAUGUGCGACACAUGCCCUACAUCUUUGCAAAUGCCUAUCUAACCAUCGCCGCGGCGCAUGGUGACCUGUAUACCGGCCUUCUUCCCAUCAGCCCGCGGCGACAUGCUCGUGAAGCCCGCGAAGCCAAGCCUGCUAGUAACAAUAAGGACCACAACGAGCUGCUUCGGCAGUCCAAGUGGAAUACUCGUGGGUGGACUCUACAAGAGCAUCUCUAUUCGCGACGAGUUGUGUUUUUCUUCCAGGAGGCUGUGACGUGGGAAUGCCAUUGCGAUCUAUGGCAGAAAAACUCCGCAAGCAUCAUACCCAAACUGCGAGGGGGCAAUAACCGACAGCAAGACUGCACCAAUCGUGUUUCUGAACCCGUGCUUGGUUUUCAGCAUGCCCCAUGGCCUGACUUGGACGAGUACGCUCGUAUAGCAGCCGAUUAUAGUGCGAGAAGGGUGACAUAUGUUGAAGAUACUCUAAGGGCAUUUUCAGGCAUCACCUCCAUGCUGUCCCGUACAUUUUCGGACGGCUUCAUGUUCGGAAUGCCGCUCAUGUUUCUCGAUAUUGCUCUGCUCUGGAGACCGCAGGCUUCGAUUCGACGGAGAGCGCCACCGCGAGCUCCCUUCUUCCCAUCGUGGUCCUGGAUGGGAUGGUGGUAUGAUGGUGUACCUGUCGAUUUGAUAUUGUGGAGAGCCGCGGCAGACUAUAUUGAAGAUGCAAGUUCAACGAAAGUAGGAUCAACCUCGAAACGCUUUCAAUCCUUGCAGACUUUCAGAAUAAAGAGCACUAUCACCUGGAACUUGACAGACAGGGCUUCCACAGUUCCCGUGGCCAACACAGGACUGAAAUACCGAGAGCUCCGUUCUCGCAAGAGUGCUGGCUCGCAGCUACCCCGUGGUUGGUCAAAAAGCGGAUCUUCCUUCAAGCAUGACAGCGACAGAGGAACACUCUUCAGAUAUCCUGUGCCGGUCGUGGAUCCUCCCAAAGAUGGACUGCACGCGCCAACACCCUCAGAGCAAACUUUCCCCGGACCGCUCUUGUCUUUCAAGACGGUCGCCGGAUUUUUCGACGUCGAUCUCGCCGAUACCAUGGCGCCCAAGGAUCACUCGAAUCCUCACAUUGCUAUUGGAAACAUCUGGGGCAAGUCUGGCAAGUGGAUUGGCGAGUUUCGAGCUCACGAUUCGUGGCUGGGCGUACAGACGUCCAACUACGAGGGAGGCGAAAAGCUCGAAUUCAUCGCCAUAAGCACAGGAAUGGAGCGCAAGGGCUCAUUCAUCUUUACUCCGGAGAAAUUCGAGGAGAACAAGGACGCGGACGGCAUACUGGACUUUGUGAAUGUGUUGUGGAUUGAGAGGAUCGGCACUGUUGCGUAUCGACGGGGAAUCGGCCAUAUUCUACUCAAGGCCUGGAAUGCGCAGGCACGAGAUCAAGUUGAUAUUGUUCUCGGAUGA
This is a messenger RNA of Trichoderma gamsii, 2118 nucleotides long. RefSeq lists its product as hypothetical. The record is from RefSeq and is a predicted model, not a curated record. The coding region runs from base 1 to 2118 and encodes 705 amino acids. The transcript has a single exon. Lineage: Eukaryota; Fungi; Ascomycota; Sordariomycetes; Hypocreales; Hypocreaceae.